Molecule: messenger RNA, 3995 nt
Organism: Marmota monax (woodchuck)
Lineage: Eukaryota; Metazoa; Chordata; Mammalia; Rodentia; Sciuridae
Gene: Amer1
Product: APC membrane recruitment protein 1
Exons: 2
Coding region: 278-3688 (1136 amino acids)
Biological process (GO): regulation of canonical Wnt signaling pathway
Cellular component (GO): plasma membrane
Molecular function (GO): phosphatidylinositol-4,5-bisphosphate binding; beta-catenin binding
Source: RefSeq, a predicted model, not a curated record
GCUGCCCAGAGCCUGGGGAAGGAGAGUCUGUGCCGGAGGUGACUGGAGCCGCGGCGACGGCGACGGUGGCGGCAGCAGGAGUAGCAGUGGCGGCGCUCUCAGCCGCAACAGCUGAGACUCUGGCCCGGGCCAGAGCGGCGCGGCAGACAAUAACCGGGCUGGGAGCAGGACCCGGCCGGAUCCCACUGUGAUGCUUCCAGACUGAUGAUGUUAUAACAGCACCUGGAAGCCUAAGACUGCAUUUCCAGCUAAACAUACCUGAAUUGUCCACAUCACCAUGGAGACCCGGAAGGAUGAAGCUGCUCAGACCAAGAGAGCAGCAUCCUCUGGAGAUAUCCAGGACCAGGAAGCAGAGAAAGGAGCCAAGAACAAGGCAGCUGAAGCAACAGAAGGGCCAACCUCAGAGCCACCCUCAUCUGGCCCAGGUAGGCUGAAGAAAACUGCCAUGAAACUUUUUGGUGGCAAGAAGGGAAUCUGUACUCUGCCUAGUUUCUUUGGAGGGGGACGAAACAAAGGUUUUGGGAAAAGCAGCUCCAAGAAGGGUCUAAGCAAGAGCAAGACCCAUGAUGGCCUGAGUGAAGCAGACCGUGACCCUGAAGACAUUGUCAGUGAAGGAACUGGCAUCUCCUUACCUUUGCCUGAGUCACCCUGCCAAGUUCCCAGCUCCCAGAGUGCCCAUGGGGCUUUGGAGACAGGCUCCAGACAGAAGACCCCUGUGACUGGAACCAUUGAAAAAACAGGGGCUGAGAGGGUUCCCUCUGUGCCCAAGCCAAAGAAAGGCCUAAAAGGCUUUUUUAGUAGUAUCCGCCGUCACCGAAAGAGCAAGGUUGCUGGGGGCGAACAAAGUGAGCCAGGAGCCAAGGAACCUGAACGGGGCAGAGCAAUGUCUCAUGAAUAUGCAAGCUCAGCCCCUCUGCCCUUCUCUGAGGAGACUACCCAACACCCUAGAAAGGAUAAUGCCAAACCUCAUGAUACCCCAGGGCCAAUAAUUUCUCUAGCACCAGAGUCUUCUUCACCAAAUACUGAGAAUACAGCCUGUAAAAAUCCAGAAAAACCCAGUACUGGGAUCUGUGCCUCAGUACUCUUGCAGCCUAAGCCAGACCCUGAAGCCAGUAACAUAGAUGAACACCACAGCCUGGAAACAGGGGAGAAGAUGGUGGCAGGAGAAGUAAAUCCACCCAAUGGCCCUGUGGGAGAUCAGCUGAGCCUCUUGUUUGGAGAUGUUACAUCCCUGAAAAGCUUUGACUCACUGACAGGUUGUGGUGAUAUUAUAGCAGAACAGGACAUGGAUAGUAUGACAGAUAGCAUGGCCUCUGGGGGCCAGAGGGCCAACCGAGAUGGUACCAAACGAAGUUCCUGCCUGGUGACUUACCAAGGAGGUGGGGAGGAGAUGGCCUUGCCAGAUGAUGAUGAUGAGGAAGAGGAGGAGGAUGAGGAGGUGGAAUUAGAGGAGGAAGAAGAGGAGGUCAAGGAAGAGGAAGAAGAUGACUUAGAAUAUCUGUGGGCAAGUGCCCAAAUGUACCCAAGGCCUAAUCUGAACCUAAGCUACCAUCCCACUACAUCUCCAGGCCACCAGGGCUAUGUGCUCCUUGACCCAGUUCGGUCUUAUCCUGGCCUAGGCCCUGGGGAACUUUUGACUCCUCAGAGUGACCAGCAAGAGUCUGCCCCCAAUAGUGAUGAAGGUUAUUAUGACUCCACCACUCCUGGAUUUGAGGAUGAUUCAGGUGAGGCCCUAGGGCUUAUCCGCAGGGAUUGCCUCCCCAGAGACAGCUAUAGUGGAGAUGCACUAUAUGAAUUCUAUGAGCCAGAUGACAGUCUUGAAAACUCCCCACCUGCAGAUGACUGUCUUUAUGACCUCCAUGGUCGCAGCACUGAGAUAUUUGACCCCUUCUUGAACUUUGAGCCCUUUUCUUCCCCCCGGCCACCUGGGGCAAUGGAGACAGAAGAAGAACGGCUAGUGACCAUCCAGAAGCAGUUGUUGUAUUGGGAACUUCGUCGGGAGCAGCUUGAGGCCCGGGAGGCACGUGCUCGAGAGGCUCAUGCAAGGGAGGCUCAUACCAGGGAAUCCUAUACCAGAGAGCCUCAUGCCAGGGAGGCCUAUGUCCAAGAGGCCCACAGUCGGGAAGCUCAUGUCAGGGAAGCCAGAACCCGAGAAGCUCAGGCCCGAGAGGUACGUGUUAGAGAGGCUCAGGUGCGAGAGACCAAGGCUCGGCAGGAGAAGCCCAUCUUGGAGUAUCAGAUGAGGCCUUUAGGCCCAUCAGUGAUGGGUCUGGUAGCAGGGGCAUCAGGAACCUCUCAAAAUUCCCACCGGGGAACCACCUCAGCUUUCCCUACCACUGCAAGCAGUGAGCCAGACUGGAGGGAUUUCCGUCCUCUGGAGAAGCGUUUUGAGGGAACCUGUUCUAAGAAAGAUCAAAGUACUUGUCUAAUGCAGCUCUUCCAGAGUGAUGCCAUGUUUGAACCAGAUAUGAAAGAAGCAAAUUUUGGAGGAUCUCCAAGGAGGGCCUACCCUACUUACUCACCUCCUGAGGAGCCAGAGGAAGAAGAGGUUGAGAAGGAAGGAAACGCCACUGUAAGCUUCUCGCAGGCUCUGGUAGAGUUCACCAGCAAUGGAAACCUUUUCUCCAGUAUGUCCUGCAGCUCUGACUCUGACUCGUCCUUCACUCAAAACCUCCCUGAGCUGCCCCCCAUGGUGACCUUCGACAUCGCUGAUGUAGAACGAGAAGGGGAAGGCAAGUGUGAAGAGAAUCCUGAGUUCCACAAUGAUGAAGACCUUGCAGCCUCCUUGGAAGCUUUCGAACUGGGCUACUACCACAAGCAUGCCUUCAACAACUACCGAAGCAGAUUCUACCAAGGUCUGCCCUGGGGUGUAAGCAGCCUCCCUCGAUACUUGGGACUACCUGGGAUGCACCCUCGCCCUCCACCUGCUGCCAUAGCACUCAACAGGAGGAGCCGCUCCCUUGACACUGCAGAGACCUUGGAACUGGAGCUCUCCAAUUCUCAUUUGGCCCAGGGCUACCUGGAAUCUGAUGAGCUUCAGGCCCAGCAGGAAGAUUCAGAUGAAGACGAAGAGGAUGAAGAAGGAGAAUGGGGCCGAGACAGUCCCUUGUCCCUCUAUACUGAACCCCCAGGGGCCUAUGACUGGCCUGCCUGGGCUCCCUGUCCUCUACCAGUGGGACCAGGCCCUGCCUGGAUGAGCCCCAGCCAGUUGGAUGGGUCUUCCAGCCAGUCUCCAUAUGGGCAGGCAACCUGUUGUAUACCUCCUGUGGCCAUUUCAAUGUCAUCAGGGCUAGGGCCAGAACCAGAGCCAAGAGCACCCGGGGAACCUGGGCCUCAGCUAGCUCGGCCUUCACACUUACCUCUGCCCAUGGGCCCUUGCUAUAAUCUCCAGCCACAAGACCCCCACAGUGUGAGGGCCAGGCCUCGAGAUGUGCUGCUGCCUGCUGAUGAGCCCAGUUGCUCCUCCAAUUCUGGAGGUUUCAUUCCCAGCUCUCUGCCCCAGACCAAGCCUGUGGGCAUCACCCAUGGCAUUCCUCAGCUUCCUAGGGCUCGACCUGAGCCCUCCCAGCCUCAGCCCAGUCACUACGGAGCUUCUAGCCUUGAUCUGUCAAAGGAGAGGUCCAAGCAAGGUGCCUCUUUACCCACCAGCUGUUCAUCCACUGCCGUGAAUGGAAAUUUAGCCAAGUAGUCAUCAUCAUUUCUGGAGUAGGGGCAUGGGGCCUGAGCAUGUGAAUGGGGAUCAGGGGUUGGGCAGAAGGGUGGGGGUGGGGGUUGCUGUUUAACUUGAAAAUCCUUUUGGCCAAGGAAAACUCCCUGAGUUUCACCAUUUUUCCCCCUUCCUUCUCUGCCAUCUAUGGCCACAUUCAGCUCAAGUACAUCUGCCCAGGGAGGCUGCUGCUUCUUUCUGUGCUCCAGUUUCUGCUUUUGGGGUUCCUUCUUGUGACCCACACAGAUUUUUGGGAUGCUAUAAUUUUGUGCCUAUUCCAGUUGCCAAG